CUGAUUGUGAAGCCAUCGAGAGUAGGUCGGUUAUAUCAUUCGGUCAUUCAUUGUGAUUGAAACCACCAGUCAAUAAGCAUGCAAUUACUACUAGUUGUGUUAGCGGUCAUUCAAUUGGUAUGGGCUGGACCAUUGCCAAAGGAAUAUGUAGCGAAUACGGCUGAGAACUUGGCACUCAUCAAAUCCGGAGACUACAAGCAAAACAUUGAAUCACUUGGUGGUCAAUUCGAAGGCGACAUGAUACUUGACGAGAGACAAAAACGCGCCCUGUUAGGUCUGGAAAAAACUGGACUAAUUAAUUUGAACUAUCGCUGGCCGGACGCAGUUGUUCCAUAUGUGUAUGCUGAUGGUUAUUUCACUCAAGCUCAAAUCGAACACAUUGAACGUGAAUUAAGAUUGAUUGAGGCAGCUAGUUGCGUUCGCUUCGUUCAACGCACCGACGAAGCGAAUUAUGUUGAAGUGAUUGGCGAAGCUAGUGGCUGUUGGUCACAAGUCGGUAACCUGAGACGCGGCCGUCAGCAAUUGAAUCUUCAACUGUUCGAACCGGGAACUGGUUGUUUCCGUAAUGGUACAGCUGCCCAUGAAUUUCUGCACACACUCGGAUUCUAUCACAUGCAAAGUGCAACGGAAAGAGACGAAUACGUUACCAUUGCAUGGGACAAUAUUAUUCCGGGAAUGGAACAUAAUUUCAACAUAUUUGAUGCCAAUGUGAUAACGAAUUUCGGUGUUAAAUACGAUGUGCUCAGUCUGAUGCACUAUAACGCUUAUGGAUUCACUAGAAAUGGAUUCGCGACAAUUGUUCCGCAUGAUAUCAGUUUGAUUGAUGGUAUGGGUAAUUCCGGCGGUAUGACUGACUUAGAUAAACAACGUUUGAAUGCUAUGUACUGCUCAGCCACGCACUAAAAAUAAAUUGGAAAUUUUUUGAAAUAAAUCUUUCGAACUAACUAUCU
Bradysia coprophila is the source of this 950-nucleotide messenger RNA. Its product is annotated as meprin A subunit beta-like. Lineage: Eukaryota; Metazoa; Arthropoda; Insecta; Diptera; Sciaridae. Gene Ontology annotation, molecular function: metalloendopeptidase activity; zinc ion binding. The record is from RefSeq and is a predicted model, not a curated record. Gene Ontology annotation, biological process: proteolysis.